Amborella trichopoda is the source of this 751-nucleotide messenger RNA. Lineage: Eukaryota; Viridiplantae; Streptophyta; Magnoliopsida; Amborellales; Amborellaceae. The record is from RefSeq and is a predicted model, not a curated record.
CAAGACUCCACUUCAUGUGCUGCUGCACUGCUUGUAACCCGACAGCAAUGGCAUCCUCUCUCUCUCUUUCUCCAUGCUUCAAUAUAAGACCAAGCUCAUCACUUACCAUUUUCACUGCCACAAGCUCUUUCUUGCACUACAAACUCUUCUAUUCUAAUCUUGUCUUAUCUUUUUAUCUGAUACAAGCAUAAAUCCCUCUACUUGCCCAAAAGAAGAAAAUUAAGUUCCUCUAAACUUUGUAUUCAGCCAUGAUUAAUUCAAAGAGGCUCUUGGAGAUAGCACGCAAAUGGCAGAAGAAAGCCAUGAGUCAGAGGACCCUCAAAAGAAAUACCAGUGAUCGAAGGGAUUCAGCUAUUGUCGAGGGCCAUUUUGUGAUUUAUACAGUAGAUGGAAGCCGAUUCAUGGUUCCCUUAGCCUUUCUUAACCGCCCCAUCUUUCGAGAGUUGCUCUUGAUGGCUGAAGAAGAGUUUGGACUCACAGGACGCCAUCCUAUAACUGUGCCUUGUUAUUCAUUUGUGAUGGAGUACAUAGUUUUCCUGUUGAACAAGCAUGCAUCAAAGGAGGUGGAGAAGGCAUUGGUUUCCAUGGCAUGUUGCAGAGCCUCUCAUCCUUCUCUAGCGCUUCAAGCAUUCUCUGAGCCAAUGAUUCUCAAUAGCUUUUGAGGCGUGGUUGUUAAUUGAAAUACUACCCCAAAGAUUCAAUUUGAAGGGACAACUAAACUAUUUCUUGUAUUUGUACAUGAAACUAACAA